This is a messenger RNA of Equus quagga, 2927 nucleotides long. RefSeq names its product mitochondrial ribosomal protein L45 (gene MRPL45). Gene Ontology annotation, cellular component: mitochondrion. The record is from RefSeq and is a predicted model, not a curated record. The transcript has 8 exons. Bases 3 to 992 code for a protein of 329 amino acids. Lineage: Eukaryota; Metazoa; Chordata; Mammalia; Perissodactyla; Equidae.
CUAUGCGCCCUGUUUCCUGCCCCAGGCUCUUCGCUCUUCGUCCCCAUCCCGGCGGCCUUUGCGUGAACAAAAUGGCAGCCUCCAUGCCGCGGGGAUUGUCUUGCUUACCUAGGGCUUUAGGACGGUGGUCUCGGCAGCCAGUCCUGGUGACUCAGUCCACAGCUGUAGUUCCAGUGAGAACUAAAAAACGUUUCACACCACCUACUUAUGAAUCUAAAUUCAAAUCAGAAAAGGAGUUUGUAGAGCAUGCCCGGAAAGCAGGACUGGUCAUUCCCCCCGAACGUUUGGAGCGCCCCAUACAUCUGGCCUGUACAGCUGGUAUCUUUGACGCCUAUGUUCCUCCAGAGGGUGAUGCUCGAGUGUCAUCUCUUUCAAAGGAAGGACUGGCACGGAGAGCUGAGCGAUUGAAGAAGAAUGUGGCAUCACAAUUGUCAAUCCGGAGGAUAAGAGAAUGUGAUGCUAAUUUUAAAAUAAAGGACUUCCCUGAAAAAGCUAAGAAUAUCUUCAUUGAAGCUCACCUUUGUCUAAACAACUCAGACCAUGACCGGCUUCAUACCUUGGUAACUGAAAACUGUUUUCCGGACAUGGUCUGGGACCUCAAAUAUAAGACCGUGCGCUGGAGCUUCAUAGAAUCUUUAGAGCCACCUCUGGUGGUUCAGGUUCGCUGUUCAAAUCUGCUGAACCAGGGCAACAUGUACGGCCAGAUCACCGUCCGCAUGCACACCCGGCAGACUCUGGCCAUCUAUGAUCGGUUUGGCCGAUUGAUGUAUGGACAGGAAGAUGUGCCCAAGGAUGUCCUGGAGUAUGUUGUUUUUGAAAAGCACCUGGUAAACCCCUAUGGGAGCUGGAGAAUGCACGGCAAGAUUGUCCCACCAUGGGCACCCCCUAAGCAACCCAUCCUUAAGACGGUGAUGAUCCCUGGUCCCCAGCUGAAACCUUGGGAAGACUAUGAAGAGCCACAAGGAGAGGCCCAUAAGCCUCAGCUAGCCUGAUGGCAAAAAUGGUUCCUGAGGUGAAGCAUGGGUGAUGAGGUGGCUGGAAGCUGUGAAGUCAUCCAUCUCCAUCACGCUGUAGAAAGAACUAAGUUUGUUUUCUCCUGUCCUGCUUGGGUCUUUUCAGUAGUCUCAUCUUUAAUAACCACAGCUGAUGGCUGGGCUCAGGAGGGUGGCAGCUGUGCAUAGCAAUAGACCCACUUCUUUUUAAAAUGUUAUGUCUAGCCUCUGAGUCUAGAUGAAAAAUGGUAUGUUACAGAGAAUAUCUGAUACGGGUUUUUCCAUAGCAGGGACUGUCAGGAGCAAAUUGGCAGAACAGGGCAGGGAUCAGAGUUUGAAAUAAAACACUAUCAGGGUGUUGGACAAAUUGUGGUGGGUUCUAUACAUUUCUCCUGGUUCAGGCUGGAAGCAGAUUCACCUUCAAAUGGAAGAAAUGGAAGAAAAGCUGAAUUAUGAGUGAUAUGACUUCCAGGAAAUCCAGACUUGGGAAAAAUAAUUAGUGUUUAGAAAAGAUGGUGUAAUUUAAGAGGGUCUUGUCUCAUACACUGGCCCACUGAAUCAGCAUUUGUAUUUCAUAGAAGGAUGUAAAUCCAGAGAAAUCAUUUAUCCCUUGGCCUUUGGAUUGUGUUCUUAGUUAUCAGCUGCAUCCUGGUGUGAUCCCAGGAAGCAUGGUGGGGCGGGGGCAGGGACCGUGGAGGAGUUGGUACAUUGGGAAAUCUAUCUGUAAGACUUGGUUUCCUGACAUCUAGCACCUCUUGAAGAUGGUGACUCUUCUUUCCAUCUCAGCACUGGGAAGGCAAGGUACCCGAACGUGAACCUUUGCAGAGUGAAACAGCCCAGCCCCUCCUUGUUCCUUAGCUCCACUUGGGCUGUCUGGGAGUAUGUGGGACUUCACAUGCGCAUGUGUCCUGGGUCAUCUGAGGUGUGACAAGGGAAAUCACUCUACCAGCAGUGCAGCUGGCUUAUCCUACUAUUGCUUUCAUCAGCCCAGUAUGGGCUCCCUUAAAAAAGAGGACCUUAAUUCUUAUAGUUUCUAUUUUUCAAGCCUGGAAUUUUCUUCUAAGGAGACUGUCACUUAGGGUAAGGAUUAAUCUGUUCUGACCUUGACCUGAAAGUAGAGUCCAAAGAAACUGGAAUUAGGUCAAGAGUAACUUAACUCCUCAGUCUUUAAAGCUAGCAUCUCAGCGAAGCAGUGAACAGACCAGGCCUCACCAAGGGAAACUGAUGUUUGUAAGCAGCUGCUGAGUCUGACUGGAAACAAGAUUUGUGUGCUUGGGGAAGAGGCAGCGCUGAUGGGUUAAUCCAGAGCAGCCACUCUCAUCAUGCUACUUAGUCCCAACCCUUUUAGCUUAAAAUGUACUGCCCAAGUGAGGUUUGGUCACAUCCUAUUUGCCUGAGCCUCAGAUUAAGGCAAAAUGAGAAGGGGAGUGCUUUGAGCAGGAUCCACAGCUGUGAGGAGUUGGGGGAGGUAAUCCAGGGAGGCGAGGGCAGCAGAGAACAAAAAAAGCACACUUAAUGGGCGAACGAUACAUUGAUUUCCCUGAAUCUGUAAAAACAGUGCUUCAAAGAAGCUGGUUCGCCCCACACCCCUAGGUUUGCCUCUCCAGGCUCUCUAGAUAAUCCUUAAUAGCAGCUAAGCAGUAGCAGCCACCAGGGGGCCAGAGGAUAAGUGCAGUUUCAUUCCCCUUGGGAUCAAAUCCAGCUGAGCGAAUGGCCCAGAUGUAAAGGAUUGGCUAGAAGGACGAGGCAGAGAUCUGCAGUGCCAGCCACAGAGCUGGGCACUGGCUGAAAUCAGCCAGACCACCCGAGGUCCUGAAGGCUGCCACGUAGCUGCCAUGGGCUUUAGAGCAGGCACUGAUCUUCCAUCACCUAUCCACUGUUCCUGUUUAAAACACUGAAAAAAGGAAAUCACCAUAAUAAAUAUGCUGGAACCAA